Molecule: messenger RNA, 1503 nt
Organism: Fonsecaea multimorphosa CBS 102226
Lineage: Eukaryota; Fungi; Ascomycota; Eurotiomycetes; Chaetothyriales; Herpotrichiellaceae
Exons: 3
Coding region: 1-1503 (500 amino acids)
Biological process (GO): sodium ion export across plasma membrane; regulation of membrane potential; proton export across plasma membrane
Cellular component (GO): plasma membrane
Molecular function (GO): sodium:proton antiporter activity
Source: RefSeq, a predicted model, not a curated record
AUGGAUGGUCUAGUUCUCUCAAACUUCAACGUCGUGUGCGCUGCAUUUGGCGGCUUUCUCUUGGUUUUUGGGUUAGUAUCGGAUGCAUGGAAGCAGAAAUUCCUGCUCUCCGAAGCAUUGAUUGCUUUGAUUGCCGGCGCAGUCCUCUCACAUGUCGCGGGCUUCCUCCGUCCAGACGAAUAUGGGUGCGGACAGGGCAAGAACAUAGAUUCAAUCACCCUUGAAUUCUCCCGGCUUGUUUUGGCGGUCCAGCUGGUCCUCACGGGCAUCCAGCUCCCUUCGCGCUACCUCUCCCGGGCAUGGCGCUCUAUUUUCUACCUGCUGGGCCCGACCCUGACGUUGAUGUGGCUUAGCGCUGGCCUUAUCAUAUGGAUGAUGGUGCCGCGUCUGGGCUUCAUCCCCGCCCUGGCGAUUGGAGCCUGUGUUGCGCCGACUGAUCCAGUCCUCUCCAAUGCUGUCAUCAAAGGCCGAUUUGCUGAGAUCAAUACCCCAAAGCCAUUGCAGAGACUCAUCACGGCUGAAGCAGGGUUGAACGAUGGCCUCGGUUAUCCGUUUCUCUUCUUUUCGUUGUACUGGAUCAAGUAUUCCGAGGGUCAAGGUAUUCAGCUGCCCAUGCUCACCUCCUGGAUUGGUGGUACUUGGGGCCACGUCAUCAUUUUCAGCGUCGUCUAUGGCGUCGGUGUCGGGUACGCUGCACGGAAGUUGUUCUUUUCCGCUAGAAGACGCGGGUUCGUUGAGGAAGAAAGCUCCUUGAUCUAUGUUAUUGCGUUAUCUCUGUUCGUCCUAGGAACAUGUGGAAUCCUGGGAACCGACGAUAUCCUUGCUUGUUUCAUAGCCGGGUGUACAUUUGCGUGGGACGACCAAUUCGAGCAGGACGCUUGCAGCGAGAUCUUCUGGUCCGCUGCCGAUCAGUUGCUCAACAUUUCCAUUUUCAUCUGGUACGGUGCAGUCGCGCCGUGGGCAUUGUUCGCCACAAACGGCGUCGUCUCCCUUGGGAGAUUGUUGGCAUUGGGCAUUGUCAUCCUGUGCUUCCGGCGCUUACCAGCAAUCUUGGUCAUGAAGCACAAAGUGACCGAGAUCGGAACCCUCUUCCAGGCCCUGUUUGUCGGAUUCUUCGGACCUAUCGGGGUCUCGGCUAUUUUCUAUCUGCUCAUCGCCGUGGAGUUCCUUGAGGAGUUGGUUCUGGACGACAAAGGUACACCACGCGGGGAUAUACAGUACCUCCAAGAAGCCAUGCGGGUCGUCGUCUGGUUUCUAGUAGUGAGCAGCGUGGUCGUCCAUGGCUUAGCCCUGCUGCUGGCCAGAUUGUGUUGUUGGAUUCCUUUUGUCGGUCAUCUGGUACCUAUGCGAGAUCCACUUGGCAAUGGUGAUGAUGCAGAAGCCGGAUCCGAUUCUCCUAGGAGACGACUUCGAGACUACUUCAACUUCAACUUUCAAAGCAAGGAAGGUCAGAUACGUCUUUGGCCGGGUGGGAAUGGAUAUAGUACUAUGGGCGGAAGCUGA